AUGCCUGGCGCGGUUCUCGUUGCAUUUUUGAAGGAUCAUUCUGCGCUUGCUGAGAACUGUAAUCCAGCUUGUCCUCAAGUUACGGAAUAUCACAAGUACGCCAUAGAACUACUUCUUCCAAUCGUCAAGUCGAAGACGUGGAAAUCUUCAAGGUGUGCUUGGAUUACUGGCCACGUCUGUGCAAAAGAACAUCAGAGGAGGAAGCUGUACAAAGACACCGAUCAAAUUUGCGUACUAUCAUGAACACACUGUGUUGGGCGGUCGGUUCCAUCUCCGGAAAUAAUCC
Messenger RNA from Cylicocyclus nassatus, 286 nucleotides. NCBI's taxonomy places the organism in Eukaryota, Metazoa, Nematoda, Chromadorea, Rhabditida, Strongylidae. The record is from the annotation of a GenBank genome assembly.